GAAGUAAUUUAUUUAUUUACAAACAUCGGGUACUAGGGGGCGUGGUCAACGAUGUGUUCGUGGCUUGUGUUAAAAUCGUUAAAUCCUUUCAUCAUGAUGUAAAACAGAAAUUUUAAAAUAUAUAGUUUAAAAACAUUAAUUUAAUGGAUUCCACAGACAGCAGUCUUGUAGAUCAAUUGACUUUGCAAUUGUCUGAAAUAGAGAUGCUCAGUAGCAUGUAUCCUGACAAUAGUGAAUUUUAUAUCACUCUCCCUUCUAUUAUAGCAGAUAUGAAUAGAUAUGUUGAAGGGAAAACACAAUAUACUCCUAAUGAAUUAGAUUUUGUUUUAAAUCUUGAUAUUCCUGACAUAAAAGAAAAAUUAGAAGUGAAUAUUAUUUUUCCUCAUCAGUAUCCUUCUCGAAAACCUUCAAUAUCCUGUCGAUCUCUUGGUCUCAGCAGAACGCAACAGAGAGAGCUCAAUUCUUCUGCUAGAAACUAUAUUGACAGUUUACCUAAUGACGAACUGUGUUCCAUAUCAAUAAUCAACUGGUUAACAGAAAAUGCUGCUAAUUAUUUUUCACUUAAAACACCAGAAACUGACUCCGAUUCAUUAGAUUAUAAAGCUCCGUCACCUGUAAGAGACAUUAAAUGUAGAUUAUGGGUAUACAGUCAUCAUAUUUAUAGCAAAUUUAAAAGGAGGGAGAUUAUUGAUAGUGCUCAGGAUUUGAAUUUAACUGGAUUCUCACUACCAGGAAAGCCUGGUUUUAUAUGUGUUGAAGGUGAUAAAAGAGAUUGUUAUGAAUUCUUACAUAAUUUAAAACAGAUGACUUGGAAGAAACUCUCUCUGGUAAAAGAAGAAACAGUAGUUACAGAUUCUGAUGAAUCGGAUUUUAAAAAAUUUGAUAAAUUCCAGGAGAUAAGCUUUCAGGUUAGGAGAGGUCCGGCUAAAGAGUACCACAUGGACAUGGGCCAGUUUUUGAAGUAUCUCGAAGAACAUAAUUGUUCCUAUGCUUUUAAUGAUUUGCUCGGAUUAGAAGGUCAUUCUUCUGGCAGUAAAUAAAUGUAUUUUUUACUUAU
Messenger RNA from Parasteatoda tepidariorum (common house spider), 1057 nucleotides. RefSeq names its product RWD domain-containing protein 2A. Gene Ontology annotation, molecular function: protein binding. The record is from RefSeq and is a predicted model, not a curated record. Lineage: Eukaryota; Metazoa; Arthropoda; Arachnida; Araneae; Theridiidae.